AGAAAGUUAACUUCAACAUUUUUCAACAGAUUAAGUUAGCAUAAGAUGUACGUGCCUACGUCGCCUAUGGACGACGAAAUUGAAGAUGAAAACCUGCGACAAAUUGACAACAAUUCAGCUCCAAUAUCUCUGAGCGAUUACAACUUUGAAAUGGAUUACAUAGAUGACCGUGAAAUAGUGAUAUUACAUCAUAAUUUAUAUCAUCUGACUCUUCAAGCAAAACUUCGAGUAUUUUUAGUGUUGUUUGUGAUUAUAGUUAUACCAGCAACUAUAGUUUUUACUGCGUGUUAUAUCAGAGAUAGAAGGAAACAAAGGAGAUACGAAAGAGACGUGGCGGCUAAUGCAUCCGAAAGUCCGGAUCAUACAUUACCGUACAGUGCUCGUCUUUCCAGGCCAGUUCCCGGGACUGCUACAGAACUCACGCCGACCGUGGGACGACCCCGCAGUAUGAGAGUUUCGUUCGCAGAUGAGAGAGAACAAGAGGGUCGGAGAUCAGCAGUUUCAAACUCAAAACACCGCCCCAGUCUUCCGGAUAGUCCGGAAGAGACAGACGACGAUGUAUUUUUUGUUGACAGUUCCACAAAUAAAGGCAAAGUCACCAGGCCCGUUCACCUGCCAAGUGAAUCAAACAGCGUAUUACGUAAUGAAACUGGGCGAAGAAAGCGAACGGGGUCCAGAUAACAGCCGCGUUACACUGUUCAGUUUACUAGAAGUAAAUUAACAGUUUUCAAAAUAUUAACCCGCAACACAACUUGUUACCUAUGGUGCAGAGGUUUCGAUUAUAAUAAUACUUCCAGAGUAUGAUUACACGUUCACAAAGUCGAGAGUUAACAUUUGUAUCUCUCGUAAACGAUUGAAAACUGUCUAAUUUUAUAUUUGAAAAAUGUUGCAUAAAUGAAUAAACUCGUUGAAACGUA
Styela clava is the source of this 917-nucleotide messenger RNA. RefSeq lists its product as uncharacterized. The record is from RefSeq and is a predicted model, not a curated record. Lineage: Eukaryota; Metazoa; Chordata; Ascidiacea; Stolidobranchia; Styelidae.